GCCGACACUUAGGGCUGAGCCGUGGACAGAUAAGCAACAAUUGCCGACACUUAUUUGUCCCUGCAGCAGGCUAAAUUAUUGUAAUUUCAGGAUAUAGGCACCUUAGAAAAGCCUCGGGCUAAUAACAGGAAUGUUUUCUUCGUCUGUCUCCGUGGUUGAACGGGACGCCGGCGAGUAACAGCCAAUUGCUGGGUAAAUGACUUGAGGCACUCUCGUCGAAGUCAGCGGACAGAGAAAGCGGUUUUAUGGGAAAUGAAUGUGACCGGGAAACAGCAACCUGAGCUGAACGAGCGACCCGCCAUCCUUUUGGUUCCAACUUCGACAAAAUCUGGAAUUGCUUUGCUGUACAAUGAGGAGACCAACAAUACCUAUGAUGUCUGCCUGAAAUUGACCAAAGAGGCGCUAACCCUACAGAAGCUGGACGUGGUUUGCACAAAUGGAAGUGAAUCCCAAGUAAAUCACAGAACUGUUGUACUGCGAAGACAGGCGGCUGGUGGUCUGGGUUUAAGCAUCAAAGGGGGUGCAGAGCACAAUGUCCCUGUGGUUAUUUCAAAGAUUUUUAAAGAUCAAGUAGCCGAUCAGACAGGGAAGCUGUUUGUCGGGGACGCUAUGUUGCAGGUCAACGGUAUAAAUGUAGAGCCUUGUACUCAUGAAGAAGUUGUUCACCUCUUGCGCACUGCAGGAGAUGAGGUCACCCUUACUGUUCGCUACCUGCGAGAAGUUCCAUCAUUUCUUAAACUGCCUCUAGGUUCUCCUGGGCCGUCCACAGAUCACAGCCGAGUAUCCUCUCCACUCUUUGACAGCGGCUUACAUUUAAAUGGAAACGGAAACAACAUAGCUCCGUCGCCCCCUUCGCCCUCAGCUAAUGAACCAAAGUACGAGAAGCGCUGGCUGGAUGCCGUCUCCCUGCCCCUGCUGAUGGCCAGAGUCUCCAGAUACAAAGCGGGCACCGAUAAAUUAAGGUCCAACUGUUUUGAAGUGUUUGCCUUGGAUGGAGCCAGCACAAAUAUUCUUCAAUUUUGCACUGCAGCAGAAAGCACCGACUGGCUCCAAGCAAUAUCUACAAAUAUCAACGAGUUGACACAAGAGAAUAUAAAGAUCAUCAACAAAUACUGCUCUUCAGAUGAUCAGAUUGUUCACAUGGGCUGGGCAUGUGAAAGCCCUGAGGGUAGCGCCGCUGGUAGAGCUUCAGCUUUCAAGUUCCUGGCACUGAGAGGACCAUAUUUUUAUAUCUUCAGAAGCCCCCCGAUCAGUGCUGCUGACUGGGGACAAGCUGAAACCACAUAUAACCUCUAUGAGGUUCUUUUCAAGGUUCACAAGUUGUGGAUGGCAGAGGACUGCUGGCUCCAGGCUAGGCUCUACCUGGGGCUCGAGCAUUCCCCCGAGCAGCAGGACGGCGAGUCACUGUGCUUCAGCAUUCUGGUCGGCCACGGACAGAGCCAUACCUUCAGGGUGGAGCUGGCCUCGGACCUGGCUAUCUGGGAGAAGUCCUUCCAAAGAGCUGUCUUCUUGGAGGUGCAGAGAAUACGAUCCAAAAGCUACAUGUGCAGCAGCCAGGGGAAUGUGCUGUGCUUCACCAUAGAUUUUGGAUCAGGCUUCACCUGCUCAGAAGGCUCUUCAAAGAACGCACUGUGGCGAUAUAAGUUCUCUCAACUUAAAGGCUCCUCUGAUGAUGGGAAAACCAGGGUGAAACUGCUUUUCAAGAAUGCUGAAAGCAACCAAAUAGAGAUGAAGGAACUGGAGUUUGCGAAUCUUACGGCCGUCCUUCACUGUAUACAUUCUUUUAUCGCUGCCAAAGUGGCCUCCAUGGACCCUCUCUUUAUGUGCAGUCAAAGCUUCCUUGGAAAUUACAUAAACAGUUAAAGACUCAUCCUCAUUGUCAUGUGCACCUGUGGCAAACCCGAAGUAUUUUAUGCACAGAGCUAAUUAAUAUGUAUAUCUUGUUCUUGCUAUUUUUGUAUGAACUACUGAGAAAAAGAGUAUUUAUAAAUGACUGUAGGUAGAUAAUGUAUACAUUAAUGAUGGAAAGAGAAUUUAAUUUUUGAUCCAGAAUCUAAGCGUAUUUGCAGUUCUUCCAUUUAUUUCAAUAUGUUUUUAUUUCAUUACAUAAAGGACAUUGAUCGGAGGAUACGUUGAGGUGAAAUUGAAAAGUAGCACCUGCUAACAGUUGACCUGUAACUGCCUUACAUUUGAGAGGGGAUACAGAUUGCUCAAUAUAGCCACUGCCGCUGUUUUUAACAGAAAAUCUCGGCUUAUACUUCAAUAUUUUGAAUAGAUGAAAUGAAUCUGAUGCUGUCUUACUGUAAGGCGGUUAUUCAUAUUUGUCUCACCUUUGAAAGUAUUUUCUCCGAUUCUAAUUCGCACUUAACAGUAAUGAAAAGCUAUCCGGUUGGUCAUGUCUUCGAGCAUAAACACCUUACAAUUUAAUGCAGUCUGAUAAGCCUCCAAAUAGCCGGUGAAUUGAAUCAACAUAUCUCAUAUGGUCUCAAUUUUUUUCACAUAAGGCAGAAAGUAGCUGCUGGGCUAAUUUAUUGUAUUAUGUUUGUGCUAUUGUGAAUAUUUUGUUUCUUAUUAAGGCAACUUUUUCCGAACUCAGUCAAAUGUGGCGUUUCAGCUUCAAAGUAUUGUUAAAGACCCACUUUUAUUAACUCAUAGUCUAAUACAGUGAACAUACUGUAUGUCCUCAGUUGCUUUAUGUAUUGGU
Messenger RNA from Eleginops maclovinus (Patagonian blennie), 2704 nucleotides. RefSeq names its product syntrophin, gamma 2 (gene sntg2). Gene Ontology annotation, molecular function: protein binding; structural molecule activity. Gene Ontology annotation, cellular component: intracellular anatomical structure; dystrophin-associated glycoprotein complex. The coding region runs from base 253 to 1863 and encodes 536 amino acids. Lineage: Eukaryota; Metazoa; Chordata; Actinopteri; Perciformes; Eleginopidae. The record is from RefSeq and is a predicted model, not a curated record. The transcript has 17 exons.